AUGCGUUCCUCAACUGUCGCCUUCGCCGUUACCUUGGCCUUGGCCAACUCCGCAUCAGUUCUAGCUGCUGGUGGUUCUGCAGCUACAAUCACCUAUGCUUCUCCUACCAUUCUCCAAACCGGAGACAGCGAAGAUAUCAGCAUUAGCUCGACCACUGCCAGUGUGGAUGCCACCAGCACAUCAUUGUCUGCUCUGGUCCCAAUAACCUCUGUUACCUCCGUCCCGGAAAGCAGUACUUUGUCAGCGUAUGAAUCCUCCUUCACCUCCUACUCCAUAAACUUCAUCUCCUCCUACACACCAUCUGGAUCAGUAUACUCAUCCGGUUCCGUGUCCAGUUCCAUUGUCUCCGGCAAGCCAGGCGUUUAUUCUAACUCCACAAUCAUUUCUACCGCAACUGCUUCUGUCUCCAGCGCCGGCACAUCUACCGCUACCGCCGUCACUGAAGUACCUGGAGCCACCAAAAGUUCCAGCAAGAGUGGAGCUGCGACAGGUGCAAGUUCAAGCGCGAGCGCCUCUGCAUCGAGCUCUGCUGCUGAUGCUUUGUCGAUGAAUGGAGCAUCUUGGAGUGUUGGAAGUCUUAUGCUUGGUGGAAUGGCUGUUGUCUUUGGUUUCUUCUAG
Molecule: messenger RNA, 618 nt
Organism: Botrytis sinoallii
Lineage: Eukaryota; Fungi; Ascomycota; Leotiomycetes; Helotiales; Sclerotiniaceae
Exons: 1
Coding region: 1-618 (205 amino acids)
Source: RefSeq, a predicted model, not a curated record